Messenger RNA from Austrofundulus limnaeus, 487 nucleotides. Its product is annotated as la-related protein 7. The record is from RefSeq and is a predicted model, not a curated record. Lineage: Eukaryota; Metazoa; Chordata; Actinopteri; Cyprinodontiformes; Rivulidae. Gene Ontology annotation, molecular function: RNA binding.
GAAAGAGUGGCUCGAGCUGAAAGAGGAGUACCUCGUCCUGCAGAAGUGCAGCAUGGCGUCGCUGAAGAAGUGCAUCCGCGAGAUCAACCUCAAGGAGGAGAGCGAGGCUCGGGACGGAAACGUCGAGAUGAAAAGCAAAGACGAAAAAGAAAGCAACGCGGGCCCUCAGUUUGUCGGCGGCGUCAUCGUGAAGAUCACAGACAACAAACCGUUACCGACCAGGAAAAUCAUCAAGGACGCUUUGUCCAAAGUGUCUCCGGUCGCUUACAUUGACAUCUUGGAGGGAGACGUGGAAGGUCACAUCCGGUUCCACACCCCGCAGGAAGCUAAAGCCGUCUGCGACGUUAAAGACGAGCUGCAGAAGGAGCACAGCUGGAAACUCCAGGUCCUGACAGUUGACCACGAACAGCGGUACUGGCAGAAGAUCUUAGUGGACCGGCAGGUCAAGCUGAACCGUCCCCGAGAGAAGAAGCGGGGCACAGAGAAG